Molecule: messenger RNA, 387 nt
Organism: Ochotona curzoniae (black-lipped pika)
Lineage: Eukaryota; Metazoa; Chordata; Mammalia; Lagomorpha; Ochotonidae
Product: U6 snRNA-associated Sm-like protein LSm8
Exons: 1
Coding region: 1-387 (128 amino acids)
Biological process (GO): mRNA splicing, via spliceosome
Cellular component (GO): U6 snRNP; U4/U6 x U5 tri-snRNP complex; precatalytic spliceosome
Molecular function (GO): RNA binding
Source: RefSeq, a predicted model, not a curated record
AUGUCUGAGUUAAGAAACAUCUGCAAUUUCUUUACGUUUAAAGAACAGAUUUUGUGCUCCACCAGCCCCGGGUGCCUUGUCCGUGGGGCGGGGCAGCAUGACAUCCGGUUGGAAAGCUACAUCAACCCAACAGUCGCCGUGAUUACCUCGGAUGGGAGAAUGAUUGUGGGAACGCUGAAAGGCUUUGACCAGACCAUUAACUUGAUAUUGGACAAAAGCUAUGAGCCAGUGUUCAGCUCUUCACAGGGAGCAGAACCAGUGGUCCUGGGGUUGUACUUCGUGAGAGGUGACAAUGUUGCAGUCGUUGGAGAAAUUGAUGAAGAGACGGGUUCUGCCCUUGACUUGGGGAACACUCCAGCAGAACCUCAGAACUCUGUAGCACACUGA